Molecule: messenger RNA, 3072 nt
Organism: Penicillium manginii
Lineage: Eukaryota; Fungi; Ascomycota; Eurotiomycetes; Eurotiales; Aspergillaceae
Exons: 4
Coding region: 1-3072 (1023 amino acids)
Biological process (GO): calcium ion transmembrane transport; intracellular calcium ion homeostasis
Cellular component (GO): plasma membrane
Molecular function (GO): P-type calcium transporter activity; ATP hydrolysis activity; ATP binding
Source: RefSeq, a predicted model, not a curated record
AUGCCAAAGAAACACGACGUCACUCACGACCACGGGUCCGGUGGCAGCCCUUUGAGCCAGCCAGCUCACUCACUGACUUAUGAGGCUGUCAUCAAGGAACUUGGCACUGAGCUGGAUGAAGGACUCUCUCCUGGCGAAGCUACCCGUCGCCUUGACCAAUAUGGUCCGAAUAAAUUGGACGAAGGGGAAGGAGUGUCGGUGGUUAAAAUUCUUGUUCGCCAGGUGGCUAACGCAAUGAUGCUAGUACUGAUUCUGGCCAUGGCUGUCAGUUUCGGAAUUCAGUCGUGGAUUGAGGGCGGAGUGAUCUGUGCUGUCAUUGUAUUGAAUAUCGUUGUUGGGUUCUUUCAAGAGUACGCUGCGGAGAAGACUAUGGAGUCGUUACAUUCACUGUCGUCGCCUACAGGCACUGUCUCGAGAGGUGGACACACGUUCUCGGUUCCGUCACAUCAGAUCGUGCCAGGUGACUUGGUCGAACUGAGGACUGGGGAUACCGUCCCAGCGGAUAUUCGCCUGGUUGAAGCAGUUAAUUUUGACACUGACGAAGCACUUCUGACCGGCGAGUCUCUCCCAGUACAGAAAGAAUGCGAUACAACAUUCAAAGAAGACACUGGCCCCGGAGACCGUCUCAACAUCGCUUAUAGCUCAAGUACGGUCACUCGUGGCCGUGCUCGAGGUGUUGUCGUCAGUACAGGCAUGUUCACGGAGAUUGGUUCUAUUGCCCUCGCGUUGCGGGCUAGCGAUAGCAAACGCCGUCCCGUCAAGCGUGAUCAAAACGGUGAGGCCAAGAAACGGUGGUAUCUGCAGGCUUGGACUCUUACCGGAACUGAUGCCGUGGGUCGAUUUCUUGGUGUCAAUGUCGGGACUCCCUUACAACGGAAACUGUCAAAACUUGCCUGCUUGCUUUUUGGAGUUGCCGUCCUUUUUGCCAUUGUAUGUAUGGCUGCAAAUAUGUUCAGCAGCAAUACCGAAGUCAUCAUGUAUGCUGUUGCCACCGGUAUCAGUAUGAUUCCGGCGUGUCUCGUGGUCGUGCUCACGAUCACUAUGGCUGUGGGUACCAAGCGCAUGGUCCAGCGAAACGUAAUUGUUCGCAAAUUAGACUCGUUGGAAGCACUUGGUGCCGUUACCGACAUCUGCUCCGAUAAGACUGGCACACUGACCCAGGGCAAAAUGGUGGUCAAAAAAGCAUGGAUUCCAUCUCGGGGGACAUACUCUGUUGGGACAUCUAACGAGCCAUUUAAUCCUACUAUUGGAGAUAUCACCUUUACUCCUUUAUCUCCUUCAGACUUUGACGACGAAAAAGAAGGCCCCGCCGCGAAGAAGGCAGAGGACCUAGUAUCAGAGAACCGCCAGCUUGAGGACUUCCUAAAUGUCGCAGCUAUGGCCAACCUUGCUCAUGUGUACAAGUCUGAAGAAGGCGAAUGGAGCGCGCGGGGUGAACCUACAGAAAUUGCCAUUCAAGUAUUUGCAUCGAGGUUCAACUGGAAUCGCGACCGCUGGACAAAGGGCCAGAAGGUAGUUUGGCAACAGAAGGCGGAAUUUCCGUUCGAUUCGACUGUGAAAAAGAUGUCUGUGAUCUUCAACAAGGCUUCCCUACAAGAUGAUUGCACAAUGGUCUUUACCAAGGGUGCUGUUGAGCGUAUCGUUGAUUCGUGCAUCUCUGUGAACUGGGACCAAGAUUCGUCCACACCCGUGCCAAUGACUGAUGACCACCGCCGAAAGAUCUUUCAGAAUAUGGAGGACUUGGCAAAAUUAGGGCUCCGGGUACUGGCUCUUGCUCAUAGACCGUACACCGGCCAGGCACAAUUGCUUGAGGAUUCUGACCUGGAACGUGAGAGUGUGGAAAAGGAUCUGUGCUUCCUAGGGCUGAUUGGGUUGUAUGAUCCUCCUCGACCCGAGACAGCACACUCCAUUCAGGCCUGCUACCGAGCUGGUAUAGUUGUCCAUAUGGUUACCGGGGAUCACCCUGGCACUGCCAAAGCGAUUGCACAGCAGGUCGGAAUCCUUCCUGCUGAUUUCAGUGCCGUGGCAGCUGAUGUCGAGGAUGCUAUGGUCAUGACUGCUAGUCAAUUUGACAAGCUCUCUGAGGAGCAAAUCGAUGCCCUUCCUACUCUUCCAUUGGUAAUUGCACGCUGUGCCCCUCAAACCAAGGUACGCAUGAUCGACGCCCUUCAUCGCCGUCGUCGUUUUGCGGCAAUGACCGGAGAUGGGGUGAAUGACUCCCCUUCGCUUAAGCAUGCCGAUGUUGGUAUUGCUAUGGGCCAGGCCGGCUCAGAUGUCGCCAAAGAUGCCUCUGAUAUCAUUCUGACUGACGACAACUUUGCUUCGAUUCUGAAUGCCGUCGAGGAAGGUCGUCGCAUCUUUGACAACAUUCAGAAAUUUGUUCUUCACUUGUUGUCAGAAAACAUCGCUCAGGCCUGUACUUUACUCAUUGGGUUGGCUUUUAAAGAUGCUGACAAUCAAUCUGUCUUCCCACUUUCGCCAGUGGAAAUCCUCUGGAGUAAGCAGGGCAUCUUCACAUGGGAGGUAGUGGUUGAUAUUCUGGUUUAUGGCGUCUGGACUGCAGCGCUUUGUCUGGCAGCUUUCUCUGUACGAAUGUGGGGGUUUGGUGACGGCAAUCUGGCCCGUGGUUGCAACAAAGAGUGGUCGGAUGAGAUCACAGACUGCGAAUUGGUCUUUCGAGCACGAGCAACCACAUUUGUGUGUUUGACGUGGUUCGCGUUGUUCCUAGCCUGGGAGAUGGUUGAUAUGCGCCGAUCAUUCUUCCGUAUGCAACCAAAAUCCAAGAAAUACUUCACCCAGUGGAUGUAUGACGUUUGGAGGAACAAGUUUCUUUUCUGGUCCAUCAUGGCUGGAUGGAUCACUAUGUUUCCUAUUCUCUAUAUACCCGUGCUUAACGAUGUUGUGUUCAAGCACAAGCCUAUAACGUGGGAAUGGGGCAUCGUGGCGGUUGAAGUAGUACUAUUUUUCAUCGGUGUCGAAUCCUGGAAAUGGGCUAAGCGGAUCUUUUUCCGUCGCCAAGCCAAGAAAAGUCCAGCUUUAGCCUCUGUGAGAGACGAACCAGAACAGCCCUAA